Molecule: messenger RNA, 237 nt
Organism: Rhizopus microsporus ATCC 52813
Lineage: Eukaryota; Fungi; Mucoromycota; Mucoromycetes; Mucorales; Rhizopodaceae
Exons: 3
Coding region: 1-237 (78 amino acids)
Biological process (GO): protein N-linked glycosylation
Source: RefSeq, a predicted model, not a curated record
AUGACAGCAAUGGAUGACUGGAUCUCUGGAACACCCAUUACAGCCCCCAUUCCACGCUCCUUAUAUUUCUUGGCUGCUUAUUUUAGUAUUACGAUCGGUCUAUUUGCUGCUGGAACAUUUAUAAUUCAGGAAAAGAAAACACCCAUCAUUCAACAACUUCAGUCAGCCAUCAUUGCUUCAGUUCUUCUCGGCUUUGGUGCCAUCUUUGCUUCCAAUGCCGCAGGUGUUUACCUCUAA